Pieris rapae (cabbage white) is the source of this 1474-nucleotide messenger RNA. RefSeq names its product profilin (gene chic). The coding region runs from base 119 to 499 and encodes 126 amino acids. Gene Ontology annotation, cellular component: cell cortex. The record is from RefSeq and is a predicted model, not a curated record. The transcript is spliced from 4 exons. Lineage: Eukaryota; Metazoa; Arthropoda; Insecta; Lepidoptera; Pieridae. Gene Ontology annotation, molecular function: actin monomer binding.
AUGAACGCUGCCAUUUUGAAACGGCAGUGCUUUUUGUUCGUGUGGAGCGUUAGCUCGUUGCAGCGAUAAGACUGUGUUAUAGCAAAGUUUAGUUUUAAUUUUUAAGAACUUAAUCAAAAUGAGCUGGCAAGAUUAUGUUGACAAACAGUUAAUUGCAUCCAGAUGUGUUUCUAAGGCUGCAAUUGCCGGUCACGACGGAAAUGUCUGGGCCAAGUCUGAAGGCUUUGAUAUUUCAAAAGACGAAGUUGCAAAAAUCGCAGCUGGUUACGAAAAUGAAUCACUCCUUACAAGUGGCGGCGUGACGAUAGCGGGUACGCGGUACAUCUACCUCAGUGGCACAGACCGUAUCAUACGCGCAAAGCUUGGCAAGGUCGGAGUGCACUGCAUGAAGACACAGCAAGCAAUCGUUAUAUCUCUCUAUGAAGAACCCAUUCAACCCCAACAAGCCGCAUCUGUAGUCGAGAAGUUAGGAGACUAUUUACUUACCUGUGGUUAUUAAAGAUCGAAGCGCGCCGUGAUCUAAGAAUACGAUAAGAUAAUAUUUUUUCCACAGGGAAAUAAGUAACUGCAUUUUGUAUAUUCUAUAAAGUGAUAAGAAUCGUUCAUUUGUUUUGAUAUUCGAUAAAUUAUGGCGUCAUCAGUGUCUGAUGUGCUUAGUAACUGUGUGCAGAUACAAUUACUUUGCGGAUUCUGGACCCUUUUUUUUACACGCUCACCGCUUCCACAGAGUAAUUGUGACUGUGCGUAGUUUAAAUUUAUAUUUUAAAAUUGCUUUUAUUCGACCUAUGCUGUAAAGACUGGCGUCUUUGCUAGUAGCCGGUCCCAAAGUAUGAUGUAUAGAGAUUUUUUAUUUCUUUUCAAGCAAUCUGUCGUUAACAGCUGUUAUAUCUAACAGAUUCGUAUUAAUUAAUACCUUCAAGAUCCGCAAUUUUUCUACGACAUAGCAAAGUCAAAUGAAGUAAAUUUUUUGUGUGCAGAUGCUUGGCAAGAAAACACUAUAACCACGUAAUGAAAUUACUGUAACGAUAUACAACAAUUAUUAUAUAUGUAACUACAAAUAGGCGUUUGUGUAAGGGCUUGUUAUGAAAUGAAAGACACUGUAACCCAAGUAAAUAAUACCUUUUUAAUGAAAAAUCUCUAGUCCCACUGGAACCAUCGUGUGAAAAAUAUAACAUCCAAUGUAAUGCGUCGCGCCUAACGCACGCCAAAUGUUUGCUAUGCUUCUUUUUUUCAUUAUUCCGCAUUUAUAAUAUUAUGUAGUGAAACAUAAACCAUUUGCAUUCUGUUUUCUCUUAGCUGCAGUAACUAGAAGCGCUCAAUUAUUAUUAUUAACCUUUAUCCUCAAACAAGGCUUGCAGUAAACGAAGGGUGCAUAUUGUUUAUAUUUGAUAUUACUACUAUAGCUUUGUACAUUGUUUCUGAUAAGCGAUGGGAACUGUGUCUAUCUAAUAAUAAAAUGAUUUGUAUUAUAUAA